This is a messenger RNA of Aaosphaeria arxii CBS 175.79, 2655 nucleotides long. RefSeq lists its product as uncharacterized. Gene Ontology annotation, molecular function: small GTPase binding; guanyl-nucleotide exchange factor activity. Bases 345 to 2555 code for a protein of 736 amino acids. Lineage: Eukaryota; Fungi; Ascomycota; Dothideomycetes; Pleosporales. The transcript is spliced from 2 exons. Gene Ontology annotation, biological process: vesicle-mediated transport. The record is from RefSeq and is a predicted model, not a curated record. Gene Ontology annotation, cellular component: cytosol; endocytic vesicle.
GCUCACCAUACACAUACACACUUACACCUACACCACCUAUCACACUCGCUACUGGACUACUGGACUACUGGACUACGUAUCUGAUUACUACCACCUACUUACUGGAUGGUUCCCAUUCCCAUAAUUUCAAGUACCCUCCUCGAAUGCCUCUCUCCUCUUAGCUUAACGAGCUCGUUCCCGGCUCUCCACGGCCAAUCCUCUGUCCAAGGCUUACGUUUAAUGCUCCACCUACUACAAAUGCCGCAUGACGAAAUAGCAAUUACCACCUAGCCGCUCUGAUUUUCGGAGCCUACCAUUUUACGACUUGUCCAAAAUUUCCUCUGAAGCUUCAUUCACUUAUCACAAUGCCAGAAAGGCCAAAGCAGCUCCAUCCGUCCAAGUCGUUUACGCGUCUUGAGCCUACCCAGGCCAAGGGACCCUCAUCCCGGGGUAGAGCUAGUACCUUGCAGGCAACAACAGCUCCUAGCAUUUUAGAUCCUCUCAAGGAAAAACUGCUCCCUGACGAUGAAGAUGAAGAACACGAAGAGGGAGACGUGUUCGCCCCGCGGGAGGAAGACGAAGAGGAGAAAUCCCCAGAUCCCAGCGUACCCGAUAGCUUCGAGGAGCUUCCCAUCGAGAUAAGGAGCUUGACGGAGAGGUUUCUCGACUCGCUGUCUGCGAAAGUACAUCCCAGCCCACUCUCCGCCGAUGCCUUAUCCGACCUCUUCCAAGAUUUCUAUACACGUGCUUCCUCUCACGUUAACACGCACAUCGCUGCACUGUCCUCAAAGCUUUCGCGAGAACAUACAUUGAAAGCACCCCCCAAAAAGGGCGCACGGAAGGAGAGUGAUGCAACUGGCGAGCAGCAGAUGCUUACUGCCACCGAGAUCGUCGAUCGGAAGAAAGCUAGGCGUAUGUUGGAAGUGAAGCGUUUUGCUUUGGAAGAAGCUAUCGAGCGUGCCGUAUGCGAAAAGGUCUACGACAGAAUAUUCAGGCAUCGUAGUGCAGACGAUGAGGAACGAGACCAGAAGCUCCGAUCUAGGACAGCCGCCCUGUCGCUUGUUGGCAUUGGUCUAAAGGAGCUACUGAUGAGUGCCGAAGAAUUGACAGAGGAGGAGAGGUCAAAGACAAAAGACAGGGAAGGUGAAAUCAAAGAUUGGCUUUCAAGUGCCAGGGAAGAUAUACAGAAGAUGGACAACGAGCAGUAUCCAUUGGGGAAGCUGCAUCACCUCACUGCUGCCCACAAGUCUAUUGUUGAGGCACUUUCCAAGAUAUUCCCCGCAUCCUCCUCUGCUGAUGAGAUUCUGCCCACGUUGAUUUACACCCUCAUUACCUCUCCGCCAGAGCAUCUUAACGUCAUAAGCAACCUCAAGUUCAUUCAGCGAUUUCGUGGGAGCAGCCGAAUGGACGGUGAGACAGCGUACUGCCUAGUCAACCUGGAGGCUGCGAUAUCGUUUUUGGAGACGGUAGAUCUCUCAUCUUUACGCGCCGAGGAAACUCAAUCGGGUUUGGCGAAAAGCAAUUCACGGCCUUCGACACCUCGCUCUGAAGUCACACCAAUGCCAUUGGGUCUAUCACAAGUGCCUGAUCUGACGCAAACACCAGCCACACCAACAAAGGAUUCCGCAACCAAGGCGCCGCCAUCUCCUGGUACUAAAACUCAGCGUCGCUUGAGCAAUCUCAUACAGGCGCAAACGACCAAAAUAGAAGCAGCUUCCGAUGCCGUGCGCGAGUCAAUAAUCGAUUCAGCUGAUCAAGCGCUCGACACUAUCAAUAACACACUUGAGAAUAGCUUCAAGUUCCUCUUCGGGAGGGCCAAAGAGCGGGAUCCGAAUAGCCCGGGAAUGAUCGAGGAACCCCAACUCCCGAAAACGCUCGCCGAUGCCAGGAGACUAGUGAGCUCAGCUCCUCAUAUCGAUGGAGAAGAGGAGGAUGCUGCCAGCGUCAGUGCAGCAAGUUCAGUGAUUGGGGAUGAUCAAAGUGAGGCUCGAAAAGGCCAGGAUGCUGGGAACAGAGUUACGGAUCUCUUCGCCGGUAGGCGGCAGAUUCGAGACCGUAGCGUAGAUUCAGCUCAGUCCGUUGGAAGUGGCAAACGCAUGGUUUCCAACUCGUCGCCGAGCGAACCCAAAAUCUCUCCGCUACAGACCGCCAAGACCGAGCCGCAACAAGUGUCGACCGGCACAUCUGCCGUGGACUCUAUUCGCAAUAUGAGCAAUUCAUUCAAUCCGCUGAAUAGGUUCGCCAAUAUGACCGUGCUGCCGAGGUUUGGGCGAGCAGCGACUAGCAAUGCCAGCACCCCUGGAAUCACAACGCCCUCAACAGAGCAGUCAAAGCAGUUAUCUGCACCACCCACAACUACUACACCAGGGUCUUCUACCCCAGGCGACGUUCCACAGGUCGAUGAGAAGGGCGUCCGGGCGAUCGCGGCGCUGGACGCUCUCAAGAAGACACCACCACCAGUCAAACGAUUCUUAGAAGUCAAAGAUGCUUCGGAUUUAAAGAUAAAGGAAGUCGAUGAGUUGUUGAAGGAGUAUCAACGACUAGCGGCGGCAAUGCGGGGAGCUAUCAAUCAUUGAUUGUCAUGCAUGGUCAUUUGGGAGUUAGGAAUCUUUGCAUAUGGGUUUAUGGGCAGCGUGUGUCGUAGGAGUUUCUUCAGCAUAUAUAGAGGAACUAGAC